This is a messenger RNA of Canariomyces notabilis, 762 nucleotides long. RefSeq lists its product as uncharacterized. Bases 238 to 552 code for a protein of 104 amino acids. The record is from RefSeq and is a predicted model, not a curated record. NCBI's taxonomy places the organism in Eukaryota, Fungi, Ascomycota, Sordariomycetes, Sordariales, Chaetomiaceae. The transcript has 4 exons.
UCAGCAGAUUAAGCUCUAUCGGCGGGCCGAUGGUUGUGUGAAUCAGAUUUCAAUACUACAUGCCACUCUCUCAGUUGGGGAGUGAUGAGGGAAACUGAAGUAUAAAGAGACGGUAGACAUUCCUCUUCUGCUGCCAGAGUUCUUCGACAUCACGACCGGCUCACUGCAGUCACAACCAGUUCACAACUUGAUCCCAAUCUCCAUUCGUGAGAUCAACGACCACAAGCCCCCGCAAAAAUGAAGCUCGCUAUCACGUCCACUCUUGCCCUCCUCACGGCUGCCAUGGCUGCUCCUAGCUCCAAUCUGGUUCAUUCCGGCGUGACCCCUCGCGCCGAGUUCAACCAGGCCGAAGUCUUCUCUUUCGCCCCAUCGGCCGCUUGCAACGUGCUCAGCUGCAUUGGCGUCAUUGGCCAGGCCCUCUGCAUUGCUGAUGCCAUUGAUCGCGACGACUACGCUGCCAUUCUCAAGUGUGCUGACAGAAAGGAGCUGUGCGGUUGUGCUGGCUGCUUCAACGACCUGAGCGACUUCCUCACCAAGUACGGCCUUUGCUAGCCGUAUGGCGCCGCUCUAUCUAGCACAUGUGUGCUGGACGGAUGGUGGCAGAUUCCGCAAGGAAAUGCUGUUCAAAUGUUAGCCUGUGGAGAAACGGACUCCCCUGUCUGUAGCCGGAUCUUCAGGAGGGAGCAGGCCCUUGAGAAUGCUUUACUAUUUCAUCACUCGUUUUUGGACCAGGUACCUGGGUUAGGAGUAGUUGAAUUGAGC